Molecule: messenger RNA, 2898 nt
Organism: Phasianus colchicus (ring-necked pheasant)
Lineage: Eukaryota; Metazoa; Chordata; Aves; Galliformes; Phasianidae
Gene: GRIN1
Product: glutamate ionotropic receptor NMDA type subunit 1
Biological process (GO): monoatomic ion transport
Cellular component (GO): membrane
Molecular function (GO): signaling receptor activity; ligand-gated monoatomic ion channel activity
Source: RefSeq, a predicted model, not a curated record
AUGAGCACCAUGCGGCUGCUGCUGCUCGCCCUGCUCUUCUCCUCCUCUUUCGCACGCGCCGGCUGCGACCCCAAGAUCGUCAAUAUCGGCGCGGUGCUGAGCACCAAGAAGCACGAGCAGAUCUUCCGCGAGGCGGUGAACCAGGCCAACAAGCGGCACGGUACCUGGAAGCUGCAGCUCAACGCCACCUCGGUCACGCACAAACCCAACGCCAUUCAGAUGGCUCUCUCCGUCUGCGAGGACCUCAUCUCCAGCCAGGUCUAUGCAAUAUUAGUUAGUCACCCACCUGCUCCCAACGAUCACCUAACACCAACACCCGUAUCAUACACAGCUGGCUUCUACAGGAUCCCUGUCAUUGGUCUGACAACACGCAUGUCUAUAUAUUCUGAUAAGAGCAUCCACCUGUCCUUUUUGCGCACGGUCCCACCAUACUCUCACCAGGCCAACGUCUGGUUUGAGAUGAUGAGAGUCUUCAACUGGAAUCACGUCAUUCUGAUAGUCAGCGACGACCACGAAGGUCGUGCUGCACAAAAGAAGCUGGAGACCCUCUUGGAGGAGAGAGAGUCCAAGGCUGAGAAAGUGCUGCAGUUUGACCCCGGGACCAAAAACGUGACAUCGCUGCUGCUGGAAGCUAAAGAGCUGGAGGCUCGUGUCAUCAUCCUCUCCGCCAGUGAGGAUGAUGCGGCAACAGUGUACAGAUCAGCAGCCAUGCUCAAUAUGACGGGCUCCGGCUACGUGUGGCUGGUGGGGGAACGGGAGAUUUCGGGCAAUGCCCUGCGCUACGCCCCUGAUGGAGUCAUCGGCUUGCAGCUCAUCAAUGGGAAAAAUGAGUCAGCCCACAUAAGUGACGCGGUGGCGGUGGUGGCCCAGGCUGUGCAUGACUUGUUUGAGAAGGAGAACAUCACCGACCCACCACGGGGCUGUGUGGGCAACACCAACAUCUGGAAGACAGGGCCCCUUUUCAAGAGGGUGUUAAUGUCCUCCAAGUAUUCAGAGGGUGUCACCGGACGGGUAGAAUUCAAUGAGGACGGGGACAGGAAGUUUGCCAAUUACAGCAUCAUGAACCUGCAGAACCGCAAACUGGUCCAGGUUGGGAUUUACAACGGUAGCAAUGUCUUGACCAACGACCGGAAGAUAAUCUGGCCAGGGGGAGAAACUGAGAAACCUCAAGGCUAUCAGAUGUCGACCAAAUUGAAGAUUGUAACGAUUCACCAAGAGCCCUUUGUGUAUGUGAAGCCCACACAAGCAGAUGGGACGUGCAGGGAGGAAUUCACCAUCAAUGGUGACCCUGUCAAAAAGGUCUUUUGCACAGGGCCCAACGAGACCAUCCCAGGCCGGCCCACUGUGGCACUGUGUUGCUACGGCUUCUGCAUCGACCUGCUCAUCCGCCUGGCUGGUGUGAUGAACUUCACCUACGAGGUUCAUCUGGUGGCUGAUGGUAAAUUUGGUACGCAAGAGCGGGUGAACAACAGCAACAAGAAGGAGUGGAAUGGGAUGAUGGGGGAGUUGCUGAGCGGCCAGGCAGAUAUGAUUGUGGCUCCCCUCACCAUCAACAAUGAGCGGGCACAGUACAUCGAGUUCUCCAAGCCCUUCAAGUACCAGGGUCUCACCAUCCUUGUGAAGAAGGAAAUCCCCCGCAGCACCCUGGAUUCAUUCAUGCAGCCCUUCCAGAGUACACUCUGGCUGCUGGUGGGGCUGUCUGUGCACGUGGUGGCAGUGAUGCUGUACCUUCUAGAUCGAUUCAGCCCAUUUGGACGGUUCAAAGUGAACAGCGAGGAGGAGGAGGAAGAUGCACUAACACUCUCCUCAGCCAUGUGGUUCUCCUGGGGAGUCCUGCUGAACUCUGGCAUUGGAGAAGGUGCUCCCCGGAGUUUCUCUGCUCGUAUUCUGGGCAUGGUGUGGGCUGGCUUUGCUAUGAUCAUUGUGGCUUCCUAUACUGCCAACCUGGCUGCCUUCCUGGUGUUGGACCGCCCUGAGGAGAGAAUUACAGGCAUCAAUGACCCCCGGCUGCGCAACCCCUCCGAUAAGUUCAUUUACGCCACGGUGAAGCAGAGCUCGGUGGACAUCUACUUCCGACGGCAGGUGGAGCUGAGCACCAUGUACCGGCACAUGGAGAAACACAACUAUGAGAGUGCAGCCGAAGCCAUCCAGGCUGUGCGAGACAACAAGCUCCACGCCUUCAUCUGGGACUCAGCAGUGCUGGAGUUUGAAGCCUCACAGAAGUGUGACCUGGUGACAACAGGGGAACUUUUCUUCCGCUCCGGCUUUGGGAUUGGGAUGCGCAAGGACAGCCCGUGGAAACAGAACGUCUCGCUGGCCAUCCUCAAGUCCCACGAGAACGGCUUCAUGGAGGAUUUGGACAAGACUUGGGUGAGGUAUCAGGAGUGUGAUUCCCGUAGCAAUGCCCCAGCAACACUCACCUUUGAAAAUAUGGCAGGUGUGUUUAUGCUGGUGGCUGGAGGUAUUGUUGCCGGGAUAUUUUUAAUAUUCAUAGAAAUAGCUUACAAAAGGCAUAAGGACGCGCGGAGGAAGCAGAUGCAGCUGGCGUUUGCGGCCGUUAAUGUGUGGAGGAAAAACCUGCAGGAUAGAAAAAGUGGUAGAGCAGAACCUGACCCUAAAAAGAAAGCCACUUUUAGGUCCAUCACCUCCACCCUGGCCUCCAGCUUCAAGAGACGUAGGUCCUCCAAGGAUACGCCCUGCAGAAUGGUCCCUCAGGAGUGCCAGAGAGACAGGCUGGCACCAUGGAGCCAAGACAGCCCCGGGAAGCUGCCACCCCACUCUGAACGUCCUAGCGCCCACCAUCACCCGAGCUGCACAGCCUCUCCGCGGCACAUCAUCCCCACCGCCCCAGGAGGAGAUGCAUGUGUUCCCCAUAGGCAGCUCCUGCAACUCGAAUAG